This is a messenger RNA of [Torrubiella] hemipterigena, 1401 nucleotides long. The record is from the annotation of a GenBank genome assembly. Lineage: Eukaryota; Fungi; Ascomycota; Sordariomycetes; Hypocreales; Clavicipitaceae.
AUGAACACGUCCGAUAUGACGCUCGUCCAGGCCAUGGCCAUCUUUUUGUUCCUUGCGCGCCGCCACGAUAGCCCGCGCUACGUCUGGAUGCUGACUGGGCUGGUGAUCCGCAUGGCGCAAGCGCUGGGCCUUCACCGCGACGGAAGCAGGUUUGAUCAUCUGACACCGUUUGAAGUAGAAAAACGCCGGCGCAUAUGGUGGGCAGUAUGCGUGCUGGACCUGCGCUCGUCCGAAGAACUGGCCAUGGAUAUGACCAUUGCGCAGGGCAGCUUCGACACUCGGCUACCCCUCAACGUCAACACGUCUGAUAUACGACCUACCACGCAGCAGGCGCCGCCAGAAAAGGAUGGAUUGACAGACAUGACGCUGCCACUACUAUGGUUCAGCCAGGUGGAUGUGAUGCGGCGGAUGACGUUUCUCAUGGCCGCGCAGGGUGGUCAAGCCGGCAGCAGCCUCGAAGAACAGCUCAGUCUGCUGGGUGAGUUAGAGGACCAGAUCCAGCGCAUGUAUUUGCAGUAUUCGAAUCCGCAAGACAGCCCUGCGUAUUGGAUGGCCGUUGGUGUGACGCGCAUCGUGGUGUCCAAGAUGACGCUGUUUGUAUAUCUGCCUGCGCUGUUCUCGUCACCAGCCAACAUCACCCAAGACAUUAGCACCAAGCUGCUGGUGUCGGCCAUUGAAAUCGCCGAGUUCAACCAUGCGCUCAACGGGUCACGCGAUUGCCGGCCUUGGCGCUGGAUCUUCCAGACCUAUACGCACUGGCACGCCGUCGUGUACAUGCUGCUCAAUGCGGCGCAGCAGCCAUGGUCGCCGCUGAUCGAGCGCGCAUGGGUCGCCCUACAUAGCAGCUGGCUGAUUCCGAAGGAUACGGGCAAGGCGUUGCGUGCGCGAACCUGGGUUCCGCUGCGGCAGCUGUUUAGCAAAGCGAGGGCGCAUCGCGACGCAGAGCUAGAGAGGCUCCGAGGGGACCAACGGGCCGCUGACAGUCUCUACCAUGAAGACAUGGCCCUUGAACAGCCCAAUAGUCCCGGACUUGGACCGUUUCCGGGGCCCAUGGAGGGCAUGGCGGAGCUGUUCCGGCAGCGAUGGAGGCAGCUGGUGACGGCUACUGCUGGAAGUGAAGAUGUUCAGCCACAGCAGCAGCAGCAACAGCAACAGCAACAACAAGGCGUAGUUGUGGGAGAGGCUGUCGAUCAGACACAGCUGUGGACAGAGUCACUGCAGCUUCAGCUAGACACAGACAUGCUCUUCCCAGCCAUGUCGGACGGUGGAGAGUCUACAUACAGCUUCUCCGACUUGGACUUUGAUGCUGAUGUCAACGCCAUGAACUGGGGAGAAUGGAUUCAGUACACCGAGGAGGUGGAGAGGAGUGCAGCCGCUGUCGCAGCAACAGUAGCACGAUGA